Didymosphaeria variabile is the source of this 618-nucleotide messenger RNA. RefSeq lists its product as uncharacterized. Bases 1 to 618 code for a protein of 205 amino acids. The transcript is spliced from 2 exons. NCBI's taxonomy places the organism in Eukaryota, Fungi, Ascomycota, Dothideomycetes, Pleosporales, Didymosphaeriaceae. The record is from RefSeq and is a predicted model, not a curated record.
AUGCUCGCCCGCGCAAGCGCAAGCACCCCAGCCUCUACCGACGCCUCUACAACCUCCACCGCGACUCCCUCCACCACCGCAUCUCAAUCCGCUUCACCCACCACAGACCUCAACCUCACCGCCACACCAACCUCCACAAGCGACUCAAAGUUUUCCAUAAGCAUAGGCGGCGUCGCAGGCGGCAUCCUUGGAGGCCUCGUAGGCCUUGCCGCCAUCUGCGCAGGCGUCCUCUUCUUCCUCCGCCGCCGCAAGAGGAAAAACCUCUACGCUGCGCCCACGGACCAACCACCUCAAAAUCCAUUCGAUACCCCCGCCUCGAGCUACGCGACGCCAGUCCCAUACGGAGGACAGGAAAUCAAGCCUCCAGGCGUGGCGGAUGGGACGUAUGCCUGGGGAGGAGGAGGAGUCUACCCGCAAGGCGCGUACGAUCCGCACUACGGCGCUGCAGAAAUGCCUGCGCAGCCGCCGACGAGAAAUGGCGUUGCGGAGAUGGACGCGGGGAGUUACGCUGCAAUGAAAUACGCACAUGCGACCGACGUGCCGCUGCAACCUAUGAGCCCGCCCGCAGAGCUGCCUUCGCAGGCUCCCGCGCCGCAGGAGCUACCCACCCAGCGAUGA